Molecule: messenger RNA, 5057 nt
Organism: Phalacrocorax carbo (great cormorant)
Lineage: Eukaryota; Metazoa; Chordata; Aves; Suliformes; Phalacrocoracidae
Source: RefSeq, a predicted model, not a curated record
GGCGGCGCGGGCGGAGCGGAGCAGGAAGCGCUGAGCGAAGGAGGCCGGGAGGCCGCCGCUCUGAGGAGAAGGAGGAGGAGCGGGGGGGUUGGUAGUCUGGCCGCCGCCACCGCCGCCUUCGCCUCUUCCUUCCGCCCGCUGUGGGGAGCGAGGCGUGGGGGAGGCACCUGUCACAGCCACCAGGGCGAGUGCGGCGUCCUCCGCGGUGAGCGGCGGCGGCAGGAGAGGCCCGGCACGGCCCGGCACAGCACGGCACGGCAGCAGCAGCCUCGGCGGGGCUGGCUGGGGGACGGUUGCGGAGAUGAUGCCGAUGAUAUUAACUGUGUUUCUGAGCAACAAUGAACAGAUUUUGACAGAAGUUCCAGUUACACCAGAAACAACCUGUCGCGAUGUAGUAGAGUUCUGCAAAGAGCCUGGAGAAGGGAGCUGCCAUCUGGCUGAAGUAUGGCGUGGAAAUGAGCGUCCCAUACCCUUUGAUCACAUGAUGUAUGACCACCUACAGAAAUGGGGUCCCCGCAGGGAAGAGGUGAAAUUUUUUCUUCGCCAUGAGGAGUCACCAACUGAAAGUAAUGAACAGAGUGGACGUCAAGCCCAAAAUCAAAGAAACGGCAUAAACAUACCGGUGGAGAAACGUACAGAGAAUGGGGUUGGGAAUCCACGUGUUGAGCUCACUCUUUCUGAACUUCAAGAUAUGGCUGCCCGACAACAGCAGCAGAUUGAAAAUCAACAGCAAAUGUUGGUUGCUAAGGAACAACGGUUGCGUUAUCUGAAGCAGCAAGAACGCCGACAGCAGCAGUCUGUUUCUGAGAGUGAGAAGCUUCAAAAACUUAAAGAACGUGUUGAAACACAGGAGACAAAGCUGAAAAAAAUCCGUGCCAUGAGAGGACAGGUGGACUACAGCAAGAUAAUGAAUGGCAAUCUAUCAACUGAAAUUGAGCAUAUAAGUGCCAUGUUCCAGGAAAAGCAGCAGGAGCUACAGGCUGCAGUGUUAAAAGUGGAUCAACUUACUCAGCAACUGGAGGAUUUAAGGAAAGGAAAACUGAAUGGGUUUCAGUCUUACAAUGGACAGAUGACAGGACCUGCAGCAGUAGAAUUAAAAAAGUUGUAUCAAGAGCUACAAAUUCGUAACAGGCUUAACCAGGAGCAAAACUCCAAGCUUCAGCAGCAGAAAGAACUCUUAAACAAACGUAAUAUGGAGGUGGCUAUGAUGGACAAGCGAAUCAAUGAGCUGCGUGAACGACUAUACAAGAAAAAAGUUGAGGCACGUCAAAAAGAAAACAUUCCUUUGAAUCGUAUAAACGGAACUUCAUCACCCCAGUCAUCCCUGAGCGCCUCAGGAAGGGUGGCAGCAGUAGGACCUUACAUCCAAGUUCCAAGUGCUGGCACUUACGCUGUACCAGUAGAUCCAGUUAAACCACAGUCUCUCACCAUUGCUUCUAGCUCAACACAUGGAAGAUCAAAAUCUGCGAAUGAUGGAAAUUGGCCAAUACUUAAACAGAGCUCAACCCCCGUGGUAAAACCCCCUCAGAUCUCCAACACAGACUGGAAAGAAUCAAGCAUGGAUACUGCUUUAAAACAAGGAACUAUAUCCAGCCAGCCUUUGCCAACUUCAGUAUUAGGAAGUACUGAUAAGCUGGGUCUCGACCUGGGGAAGGUGCCACCAACAAUUCCUGGUGUAAGCAAGCAGCUGCCUCAAAACUAUGGGACCUAUCCAAGUCCAGUUCCCUUAGGAACAGGUUCUACAAAUUCUCUAGAAAGAAGGAAGGAUGGCAGUCUGCCCAGACCUGGCACCAGUAUAACAAAUCGGCAAAGACCUGUUCCGCUUCCGCCGCCAAGCAAUGUACAUCAGCCCAGUUCUUCACAACAGAUUCAACAGAGAAUUUCUGUACCUCCCAGCCCUACGUAUCAACCUUCCGGUCCCCCCGUGUUUCCAGGAGGAGAUGGCAGGCCAGAACUCCCUUUAACUGUGGCAAUCAGACCUUUUCUAGCUGAUAAGGGAUCAAGACCUCAGUCUCCCAGAAAGGGGCCACAGACAGUGAACUCCAGUUCCAUCUACUCAAUGUAUCUUCAGCAAGCAACACCACCAAAGAAUUAUCAACAAGCUGUAUACAAUACCUUAAAUAAGUCAGUAAAAGCAGUUUAUGGAAAACCUGUAUUACAAUCUGGUUCGACUUCUCCCUCACCCUUGCCAUUCCUUCAUGGUUCUUUGCCUGCCCAGACUUCCUCACAGCCACAAUCUCAGCCUCAGACCGAGGUGUCUGAAAAAGAUCAAGAGCUGGAAAAUGCUCCACCAUCCAGUGAAAACAGCAAUGUGGAAAACAUUCCUCGUCCUCUCAGUCCCACUAAGCUCACGCCUAUUGUGCAUUCGCCCCUACGAUAUCAAAGUGAUGCUGACCUUGAAGCUCUGCGAAGGAAAUUGGCCAAUGCUCCUCGGCCAUUAAAAAAGCGUAGUUCUAUCACUGAACCAGAGGGCCCAAGUGGACCAAAUAUACAAAAAUUAUUGUAUCAGCGCUUUAAUACUCUUGCAGGAGGAAUAGAAAGUGCUCCUUUUUAUCAGCCAAGCAAUCCCCAGGACUUCAUAGGCAUCUUAGCUGAUGUGGAUAAUGGUAACGCUAGUACCAAUGGUAAUAUUGAAGAACCUAUUUCCGUGCAACCUACAGUUCCUCUUCCAGAUGAGCCACCCCCUUCGUCAGACGCCAAUGAUAAUGAAUUACCUUCUCCUGCUACUGAAGAACUGAUAAGCACUGAAACCACAAAUCAAACUUCUGAGACAACUGAAGAUAACAACAACAACCUGGCUAUAGUUCCUUCUACUGAACAGUCAUCCAGUCCCACGCCUGAGGUCAGCUCUCCAGUAGAAGAUGAAGCUCCUUUGCCACCUGCUCUUCCUCCUCCACUUCCUCCAACAAAACGUACUAACUUGAAGAAACCUAACUCAGAAAGAACAGGCCACGGUUUGAGAGUGAAGUUCAAUCCGUUGGCCCUCCUCCUAGACGCUUCUUUGGAGGGAGAAUUUGAUCUUGUACAACGAAUCAUAUAUGAGGUUGAUGAUCCCAGUAAACCAAAUGAUGAAGGAAUUACACCUUUGCAUAAUGCAGUGUGUGCUGGUCAUCACCACAUUGUGAAGUUCCUGCUUGAUUUUGGUGUAAAUGUAAAUGCAGCAGAUAGCGAUGGGUGGACACCCUUGCAUUGUGCUGCUUCUUGCAAUAGUGUUCACCUCUGUAAGCUACUGGUCGAGUCUGGGGCAGCUAUUUUUGCUUCGACUAUAAGUGAUAUAGAAACUGCUGCAGACAAGUGUGAAGAGAUGGAAGAAGGUUAUAUUCAGUGUUCCCAGUUCUUGUACGGAGUGCAAGAGAAGCUGGGAGUAAUGAAUAAAGGAGUGGUGUACGCUCUGUGGGACUAUGAAGCCCAGAAUAAUGAUGAGCUGUCAUUCCACGAGGGUGAUGCCAUCACUAUUCUAAGACGCAAGGAUGACAACGAAACAGAGUGGUGGUGGGCCCGCCUCAAUGACAAAGAAGGCUAUGUGCCUAAAAACCUUCUGGGGUUAUAUCCACGAAUAAAACCUAGACAGCGAACCCUUGCCUGAAUCCGGUUGUACAACAGUGCAAUACCGUGCUGGUAACUGGAAACUUAAAACAUACACUGGAGCCAUCAUUUUUGAUCAUUUCACACAGAGAAAAAACAAACUAUGCUAUUUAGUUUUAAUGGUGCUUUCUCUUGUUAAAUGGACAGCAUCCAAAAUUUUCAAGAUCUGCAGUUUGUAAAUGAGGAUCGUUUUUAUGUGACCCACCACUGAUGAGGAGCGUGAUGCCUCCACUACUUACAGUGUUGCGCCAACUACCGUCUAAAGCAGUGUUUUAAGUUAAAGUUCCGUGGUAGGAGCUUUCUUGUGUUCCGUGUUCAGAGGUGUCACUUGCAGAGUGCAGAUGCGCUGUCCAGUUUGCUCCAACCCCACAGUAACUGUCCCACAUCAGGAUUUUGGGUAUUUUGUUUGAUACCAGUGAAUGUUGAGUUCUCAUUACUGAUCAGCUCCUUGGGUUCUAGGACACAAGAUCUUCACCCAUUACAUGCGUAAUUAAGUCGUCACCAAAGCUUCAUGAAGGCUAGGAUUUCAAGUGGUAACAUGCUAAAUGCACUUAAAUCCUAGUCUAGACAACACCAACAAAAGCUUUACAUAGUCUAGCACCUAGUAUUAUUUGCGUUUAGAAUCAAGCUAGGGAACUAACAAAACUGCAGUAUUUGUACACUUCUCAAACCCCCGACACAGUAUUUCACCUGGUGUUUUAUUUUCUUAUUAUUCAGCCCACAGCACCAGUGUCACCUCUACUAAUGUUAAGGUUCCCCUACUAACCGCCUGAGCUGGUCCAGCCUGGACAACACAGUUAGUAGCGAACUUGCAGCAGCCUAAGGGAUUUGUACGUCUGCGUGGAUGAAAGUGCAAUAGUCGAAAAGGGUUGGAGUCUGGUAAGGGAUAGCUCCUGUGAAGUCUGCCUGAGUCAGUCUAGAAGAAAAUAUGAGGGUCUGGACAGAAGUAGAAAGAGGGUGGUUGUAGAUGCUAAGUCAAGGAGGAGAAAGAAACAAACAAGGUUUAGAGAAGGAUUUAAGAACGGCAAUAGCUUAUUUUGAGGACAGUUUCUGUGGUUCUUGGCAGCCUACAGCUGUUGCCAAGGCAAGUUAUGCAAUAACCUAUUCCACUACGUUGUAGUUUCAAGGAAAAAGAAGACACUUCACUGGAAUUUUAAUUGUACAUGAUUUUAUAUACCAAAAGUAUAUUUUGAAUUUCCCAUUAUAAGUUUUAGCCAUAUUUCUUGUAAUUUUCUCCCAUUUAACAGUAUGCAAUUUGAUUAAUUCUUCAUGUACAAGUUCUGUGUAUAAUUUAUAUAUCCAUUUCUGCAGUGCUGUAACUUGCUUUUACCACAGGUUAGCAUUAACUGUAUAUAUUGUGGUGAAAAGUGAAAGGGUAUUGUUGAAGAAUUUGCUACAUGAAUGUGAUGAUUUCAAGAGAUACACUAAUUGAGAGAACGUGUAAAUGUGCACAAUAAAGUACUGCUAAGGCA